GAUUGAGAAAGCGGCUUCCAGCAUUCAACUGCCAUGCGGAGGACCAAUGUCAAACUGUGUGGACUUUGGGUUAUUAUAGACUAAUUUUCACCUUCAAUUGUUGAAAAUCUAUGCACCCUAGAUUUUCAAUUCAGUGGGGGUGCUGAUACCAUAUCAAAAACCCAAACAACUUACUUAAAAGCCUGCUGUGAGUAAAUUAAUGAAGUGGAAGAACUUUGCAUCCCAUGUCAUAGGUAUCUAUCCCUUUGACGUUUCUUCUGCUUUUCUUGUAAAUUAACCGUCACUCCGUUUUCAAGACCAAACAACUUCUCAUUUUUCAAAUGUUGUCUUGUCAUCUUUGGCUAAUUGGCUUAUGGCUGCUUUGCAAGGUAUUCAAGAAUUCCAAACCAGCUCCAGCUACCUUCACAGGUCCUCAUGUGAGACCAAAUCCAGCAACAAGGCCACCACCACCACAGCCAGCACCAGCAAGUGCCACAAAUGAAGCAUCAACCUCAACUGCUGCAAGUGUCACGAGUGUCAGAGGUACUAAAAGGAAAAGAGAUGGUGCAGUUUCUACAACUACAACUGCACAUGAGCAAGCUUCAGUUUCUGUAACUACAAUAACUAGAGGUGGAAGAGGAAGUAGGGGAGAAAGAGGUUGUAGAGGAGGAAGGGGAAGUAGAGGUGGAAGAACAACUACACCUGCAACUACAACUGAAAAUCAAAAUGAAGUAACUACACCUGUCACUACCUCUACUGCCACUACAAGUGUUGUUUUUGGUAGAAAAACCUCCACUGAGGUGCCUACAAGUAGCAGAGGAAGGACUUUAAGGGGAAGAGGUGCAAGGGGAUAUGCAAGGGGAAAAACAGUGCAUAAACGUGGAGGUCAGAUUGUGGGAGUUGGUAUCAUGAUGCCUGAGCAGCCUAGACUAGUUAGAGAGCCAACUAGAAGUGCACAAUCUCAGGUACUAAAUCCAACCGGAAGAGGUGUUGGUGGUGUUCAGAGAGGAUGUGUUGGUUCUCGGGGAGGAGGUGUUAGUGCUCGGAGAGGUAGAGCUUUCUUGAGAGGUGGUGUUGUAUUUUCGACGAGUGGAAGGGGAAACAUGCAUAGAAUUAUGGAUUGGCUAGGCACACCUGAGCAGUGGGAAAAUGAUGAAUGACGGUGGAUCGUGUAUGUUCCAAAUUUGAAAUAAUCUUAUUUUGUAAACUUUGCAAAAGUUUAACUGCAGAAAUCACAGACUUGUUUUGAAUGCAGAAAUCACAGACUUGAUUU
This is a messenger RNA of Papaver somniferum (opium poppy), 1252 nucleotides long. RefSeq names its product ena/VASP-like protein. The record is from RefSeq and is a predicted model, not a curated record. The coding region runs from base 321 to 1139 and encodes 272 amino acids. The transcript is spliced from 3 exons. NCBI's taxonomy places the organism in Eukaryota, Viridiplantae, Streptophyta, Magnoliopsida, Ranunculales, Papaveraceae.